Callorhinchus milii (elephant shark) is the source of this 2040-nucleotide messenger RNA. It is a transcript of the gene parvaa, whose product is annotated as parvin, alpha a. Lineage: Eukaryota; Metazoa; Chordata; Chondrichthyes; Chimaeriformes; Callorhinchidae. Gene Ontology annotation, biological process: substrate adhesion-dependent cell spreading; establishment or maintenance of cell polarity; actin cytoskeleton organization. The record is from RefSeq and is a predicted model, not a curated record. The coding region runs from base 439 to 1449 and encodes 336 amino acids. Gene Ontology annotation, molecular function: actin binding. Gene Ontology annotation, cellular component: focal adhesion; cytoplasm; actin cytoskeleton. The transcript is spliced from 13 exons.
AGUGACUGGAAGCUAAUUGUUGGCGUCAAUGUGGUAAAAUGCCUGACCAUUCUCCGCUGACAAGGACAGAGGCCACAGUUUGAGUGAUGCAGUCUGCAAUUUCCUAAGAUUUCUAGAUAGAUAAUUUGAUUUCUGGUAGUUAAGCUACAGGGUAAAAAAAAGCCUCUCUUGUGUGGAGUUGAUCUCAUUACUGGGCCUGGAUGAUGCUCAUCACAGUUCGGACGGAUCUGGAGAGGAAAUGGCCCAGAUUAGAGGAUGGGCAGAUGGCGUUAUCAAACCAGCUCUGUAGAGAAAAAAAGUAGUGCGUUUAACAAGGUCUUGCAAUCAAACUGCAGAGACAAAUAGAGGGAGGGAAGGAGUGAUUCACUGAAAAGGUUAUUAAUAUUUCAGACGAUUCACAAUGCUCGGGCAAGAUGAAGGUGAAUUGGGCUGAAUGCAAUGGGUUGUGGAGCACUUUGUUGCAAAGUAUCGGAGUUGCAGGAAGAAGGGAAAAAUGCUAUCAACUUGCCUCUCAGUCCUAUAGCCAUUGAGUUGGAUCGCGAAGACACCAUGCUGGAGGAAAAUGAAGUUCGAACAAUGCUUGAUCCAAAUUCAAAAAAUGAUCCCAAGUUACAAGAACUGAUAAAGGUUUUAAUAGACUGGAUCAAUGAUGAGCUGGUGGAGGAGAGGAUCAUUGUGAAGGAUCUGGCUGAAGAUCUCUAUGAUGGACAAGUGUUGCAGAAGCUCUUUGAGAAGCUGGAGGGUGAGAAACUGAACGUAGCUGAAGUGACACAAUCAGAGAUUGCUCAGAAGCAGAAAUUACAAACUGUUCUUGAAAAAAUCAAUGAAACACUUAAGCUGCCUCCCCGAAGCAUCAAAUGGGACGUCGACAGUGUUCACGUAAAGAGCUUGGUGGCCAUUCUUCACUUGCUGGUCGCUGUCUCCCAGUACUUCAGGGCACCGAUCAGGCUUCCAGAUCACGUGUCCGUCCAGGUGGUGGUGGUUCAGAAACGAGAGAGGGUUCUGCAGUCUCGCCACAUCCAAGAGGAAAUCACUGGCAACACUGAGGCCUUGUCGGGAAGGCACGAACGCGAUGCCUUUGACACCCUGUUUGACCACGCCCCAGACAAGCUCAGUGUCGUGAAAAAGACGCUGAUUACGUUUGUUAAUAAGCAUCUGAACAAAUUAAAUCUGGAAGUUACGGAGCUGGAGACUCAGUUUGCUGAUGGCGUCUACCUGGUACUGCUCAUGGGGCUUGUGGAAGAUUACUUUGUGCCUUUGCACAACUUCUAUCUGACCCCAGACAGCUUUGAACACAAGGUCCACAAUGUGUCCUUUGCGUUUGAGCUAAUGCAGGAUGGGGGUCUGGAGAAACCAAAACCGCGACCGGAAGAUAUCGUGAACUGCGAUCUGAAGUCCACACUGCGGGUGCUCUACAAUCUGUUCACUAAAUACAGGAACGUGGAAUAAUGGGGAAGCUUGACAGCUCUCAGCAGAGACAUUAUUAGCUGGGACCAGACUGACUGUAUCUAAAGGAAUUCGGCACAAUGGAGCAAUCUGUACUGCACUGCCGUACACUCUCAUUCCACGGGGUCCACAUUAUGGCCAAGGUUCUUAUUGAUUGGGAAACAAUUGUACACUCCAAGGGUAAAAAAAAAACAUACUGGAUGCUCAGAAAUCUAAGGCUUCUGUUGCUGUGGGGCAAUUUUGCUAUGUUUGUGAGUUUGUGGCAUAAAGGAAUUCAAGCCAUUUGCCGUAGACAUAACACGAGGUUUACAGAAGACGUGCAUGUGGCAAAUAUUGAAAGAUAAACUGAAAGAGUUCACAAAUGCAUUUUUGUGGCUGAAUUCCACCCGUGCACCCCCCUCCCCCCCCCACCCACCCACCAACACCAACCCCUACAGGACCGUCCCAGAUUACGGAAGCUAUAGACAAUUUACGUGCCUAGUUUCAGCAAAUGCCACCCGACUUACUGGAAAACAUAACACCCUGGUCCUGACUUUGGAUUCUUAUAAUAAUUUUAAAUAAUCCUUAUGUUUGAUAUAGCACCUUUUACUUCAG